GCGGCUGUAAAACAGUUUGAGCAGAAAGAAGCAGCGGAACAAAGAAUCAGAGGAUUUAAGGAGAAGCAGUGACUCUGCUGCUGCUGCUGCUGCUGCUGCACCUGGACCCGGACCCGGACCUGGACCCGCAUCCGGACCUGGACCCGCACCGGCACCGGCACCCGGACUGACAGCAUGCGGACUUCUUCUCUGCUCUGCUGCGUCUUUACGCUCCAAAGUCUCCAAACUGCGCUCAGUCUCCCGGUCCAGAGCGGCUGGUCCAGGCCGGCCACGGUCUCUGAGAAGUUCCCAAACCUGAAGAAGCGAGGGAAGGUUCCCCACACUCCCCCUGCAGUCAAGGAGCCGGGUUUCUCAGCGAACUCCUCCAACACAUGGAGCCGCCCCCGCUGUGGGGUCCCGGACCCCCCCCAGCAGGGGCAGCUGCACUACCCCGGCCGGCCCCGCCAGAGACGCUUCGUCCUGCACGGAGGACGCCUGGACAAGACCGACCUCACCUACAGGAUCGUACGCUUCCCCUGGCAGAUCGGAGAGGAGAAGGUCCGGCGCGUCUUCCGAGAGGCGCUGAAGAUCUGGAGCGACGUCACGCCGCUCACCUUCACCGAGAUCCACAGCGGCAAGGCGGACAUCCGCAUCGACUUCACCAGGUACUGGCAUGGAGACAACCUGCCGUUCGACGGGCCCGGUGGGAUCCUGGCUCACGCCUUCUUCCCUAAAACACACCGGCAGGGCGACGUCCACUUUGACUACGACGAGUCCUGGACCCUGGGAAACCACAUGGGUACAGAUCUUCUCCAGGUCGCCGCCCAUGAGUUCGGGCACGUCCUGGGCCUGCAGCACUCCCGGGAGCCCGGAGCCAUCAUGUCGGCCUACUACUCCUUCUCCUACCCGCUGAGGCUGAGCCGGGAUGACAUCCAGGGCAUCCAGUACCUGUACGGCGCCCAGCCCCAGGUCCAGUCCUCAGCUCCAGACCCUCCGCCGGUCCCCGUCAACCCCGAGACCAACGAGAUCGUCACCAGCCCGGACGCCUGCCAGACGGAUUUUGACGCCGUGUCGAUGAUCCGAGGGGAGCUCUUCUUCUUCAAGUCGGGUUUUGUCUGGAGGAUCCGGGACGGCCGGCUGGAGAGCGGCUACCCGGCGCUGGCGUCCCGCCACUGGAAGGGGAUUCCCGACAACAUCGAGGCCGCCUUUGAAGACAAGUCUGGAAACAUUUGGUUCUUUCAAGGAGAGGACUACUGGGUGUUUGACGCGGAGAUGCGGAUCCGGGGCCCGGAGUCCAUCAGGGGACUGGGUCUGUCCGUGUCUGGGAUCCAGGCCGCCAUGCGCUGGGGCCACGACUCCAGCUACAACACCUACUUCUUCACGUCGGGGAGCUACUGGAGGUUCAGCCCCCGGGAGAACAAGGUGGAGUCUGUUUACCCACAUAGCAUGCAGGACUGGAACGGCAUCCCCAACGACGUGGACGCCGCCUUCAGGGACGUCUAUGGUUACGCUCACUUCAUCCGAGGACGGCAGUACUGGAAGUUCGACCCGGUGGGCAGGAACUCUCUGGAGGGCUACCCUCGCCACGUGGGCGUGGACUUCUUCGGCUGCAGGAGCGUGUGAGCGGAUCCCGCAGAGCUCCGUCCCUCCAGCCUUCUUCUCAGGAAAAGCACGCCACGCUCCGCCAUCCGUCUGCUCUGGACCUAUUUAUUUUGCACACGUGGAGAGGGAGGCUCUGCUGGAUGGCGUGAACCGAACCGCUGUCCCCUCCCGUCUCUGAGCCCAGCAGUGAGACCCGGUCCGCAGACUGAAGCACUGUGGACGUCCUCACUCCUCUCACCAUCUGUUCUCUACCUUUAUCUCCUCUGAGGACGUUCUAGAGCCUUCGCUGAGUUGUGACAUCAAACUGAAACCUGCAUGUUUGUGCAUCUUCAUCCUGUAUCUUCAGCACUCUGCCAUUGUGUUUUCCUCCUGGGGUUCCUCACGGGGGGUUCCACCUGGGGUCCAAACUCAACAUGAAGUCUUUGGUGUCAGAUCUGAGCCUAUCACCGUUGCUGAUGAUGAUGAUGAUGAUGAUGAUCCUGUGUUUGUUUAGAUGAGGUUCCAGUGAGAACGUUCCUCCUGUAGCUAGCUGCUCAGCGAUAUCUAGAGUGGAGCGUCCCCCCUGCAGGCUUUAACUCCUGCUGGUGCUGAAUCACCUGCGACAAGACCGAGAACAUGGUGCUCUAUGAGGUUCUGUCAGGUCACUUCAUGUGUCAUGCUUUGUCAUGUUCUAUCCUGUCAUGUUCCGUCAUCUUCUGUCCUGUCCCGUCACGUUCUCUCACGUUCCAUCAUGUUCCGUCAUAUUUUUUCAUGUCCUGUCAUCUUUUAUGUUCCAUCAUGUUCCUUAAUGUUCUGUCAUCUUCUGUCCCGUCUCCUCCCGUCCCGUCCCGUCCCAUCCCGUCCCAUCUCGUCUCCUCCCGUCCCGUCCUGUCCCGCCCCGUCCCGUCCCAUCCCGUCCCCUGCUGAGCCUUUCAGGGACUGCCGCUGCUGCAGGGCUGCUGGCAGCAGCUCCUGCUCAGCCUCUGCUCUGCGUUGUGUUUCUCUAUCAGGAAUAUUCAGAUUUUACUUGAGUAUUUAGAUUUUUUUUUCUACAGCUAUGUCAGGCAUAACUUAUUUUUUCACUCCAAAAUGUUGAACCAACCAACGCUACUUCAGAAAGAGUCUUUCUACACAGUUAAACCUGCUUCUGACGCCAGAGCCGUUUCACUCAGCAUCUUAUUUAAAUCAUAUCACACUUGAUAUAACAGCAAGUCAACAAACCACACAAACACCAGCUCAUCUCCCUGGAGCGCCUGUGAAGUGUGUCAGCAUGAACCAUGAAGUGUGUGUGUGUGUGUUUUCAGUGCAGGACACUGAUGCGUGGCAGCAUCCACCCUUCUCUCAGUCUGUUUCUCUUGUUUUAGUUACUUUAAGUGUUUUUGAUUACUGAACUCAAACAUAUUGAAACACAAACGCGUUUUAAUCGAGUGUAGUCUGUAUCCUGUGCAUUUAACAUGACAAACUGUGUAUUAUUCUCACUUUUUGUAAGUUACGUAUAAUAAAUUGCUAACAUUUG
Messenger RNA from Salarias fasciatus (jewelled blenny), 3076 nucleotides. RefSeq names its product matrix metallopeptidase 11a (gene mmp11a). Gene Ontology annotation, cellular component: extracellular matrix. The record is from RefSeq and is a predicted model, not a curated record. NCBI's taxonomy places the organism in Eukaryota, Metazoa, Chordata, Actinopteri, Blenniiformes, Blenniidae. The coding region runs from base 175 to 1602 and encodes 475 amino acids. Gene Ontology annotation, biological process: proteolysis; extracellular matrix organization; collagen catabolic process. Gene Ontology annotation, molecular function: metalloendopeptidase activity; zinc ion binding. The transcript is spliced from 8 exons.